Messenger RNA from Salvelinus sp. IW2-2015, 3861 nucleotides. NCBI's taxonomy places the organism in Eukaryota, Metazoa, Chordata, Actinopteri, Salmoniformes, Salmonidae. The record is from RefSeq and is a predicted model, not a curated record.
UUUGCUCACCUCUCACCCUCAUACUUUUUCUCCCUCUCCUCUCCUUACCACUCCUCUCCUCUCCAGAUCCUAACCUACACAGAGGGCCUCCAUGGUAAAUGGCUGUUCACAGAGAUCAGGGCUGUCUUCUCCAGACGUUACUUGCUACAGAACACUGCUCUGGAGAUUUUCAUGGCCAACAGAACUGCGGUCAUGUUCAACUUCCCAGAUGCAGGCACGGUCAAGAAGGUGGUCCAAUGCCUCCCUCGCGUGGGGGUGGGCACCAACUUUGGCCUCCCACAGACCAGGCGUAUCUCCCAGGCCAGUCCCAAGCAGCUCUACAAGGCCUCCAACAUGACCCAGCGCUGGCAGCGCAGAGAGAUCUCCAACUUUGAGUACCUGAUCUUCCUCAACACCAUCUCUGGCCGUACGUACAACGACCUGAAUCAGUACCCCGUCUUCCCCUGGGUCAUCACGAACUACGACACUGAAGACCUGGACCUCACUCUGCCCAGCAACUACAGAGACCUGUCCAAGCCCGUUGGUGCCCUGAACCCCAAGAGGGCGGCGUUCUUCAACGACCGCUAUGAAUCCUGGGAGGACGACCAGGUGCCGAAGUUCCACUACGGAACCCAUUACUCCACCUCCUCCUUCACCCAGAUGUGGCUGCUGCGCAUCGAACCCUUCACCACCAUGUUCCUCAACUUCCAGGGAGGGAAGUUUGACCACGCUGACCGCACCUUCUCCUCCGUGUCCCGAGCCUGGAGGAACUGCCAGAGAGACACGUCCGACGUCAAGGAGUUGAUCCCAGAGUUCUACUACCUCCCUGAGAUGUUUGUAAACGCCAACAACUACAACCUGGGGGUGAUGGAGGAUGGGACUGUGGUGUCUGACGUGGAGCUGCCGCCGUGGGCCAAGACCCCCGAGGAGUUUGUACGCAUCAACCAGACUGCACACCAGACCUGUACCCCUCUACACCACUCUACAUCCCCUCCACCACCCCCUCUACACCCUCAACCACUCUACACCCCUCCACCACCGUCCUCUACACCACCACCCCAUCUCUACACCCUCCACCACACCCUCUACACCACUCCACCACUCUACACCCUCCACCCACCUCUACUCCCUUACACCACUACCUCCAACCACGUCUACACCCUCACCACCUACCACACCCCACCACUCACCACCCCUCUUACCACCACCUCACCUUACACCCUCCAUCACCACCCCCUCCAACACCCAUCCAACCACUCUAACCCUCCACCACACCCCUCCACCACGCCCAUUACACCACAACCCUCCACCACCACCCCAUCUACAACCACACCCUCCACCAACCACCCUCUACACCCCUCUGGCUCCCCUAAACACGGCUCCUUGAUUGACACCUGGCUUAUAACAGCUCCAAGAUUCAUUACCUCUAUUGCUCUGGAGAGUGAGUUUGUGUGGUGCCAGCUGCACCAGUGGAUCGACCUGAUCUUUGGCUACAAGCAGCAGGGUCCUGAGGCCACCAGGUCUCUCAACGUCUUCUACUACCUGACCUAUGAAGGGACCAUCAACCUCAGCUCCAUCACCGACCCCAUGCUCAGAGAGAGCCCGUUGAUGUUCACGGAGCAGAUGCAGCAGGAUGUGAUCAUGGUGUUGAAGUUCCCCAGCAACUCUCCCGUGGCCCAUGUGGCCGCCAACACCCAGCCGGGCCUCGCCGCGCCCGCCAUCAUCACCGUCACCGCCAACCGCCUCUUCGCCGUCAACAAGUGGCACGGCCUGGCCGCGUUUGUGUGUUUUUCCCCAGCUGAGUUUGUGACGCCCAGAGCCAUACUGACGGGUCAUGACUGUGAGGUGACCUGCGCCAGUGUGUGUGCCGAGCUGGGACUGGUCAUCAGUGGCUGCAGAGAGGGCCCGUGUCUGAUCCAUUCCAUGAAUGGGGACCUGCUGCGGACCCUGGAGGGCCCGGGGGGCUGCGUGGAGCCCCGUCUCAUCCAGUCCUCUACAGAGGGCCACGCCGUGGUCUACUACGACAAGGGACACUUCUGCUUCUUCUCCAUCAACGGAAAGCUGCUGGGACACAUGGAGGUGGAGGAGAACAUCAGGGCCAUGCUGCUGAGUCGGGACGGACAGUACCUGCUGACGGGGGGAGACGGGGGAGUUCUGUCUGUCUGGCAGGUUCACAACCUCAAACAGAUGUUCACCUACCCUGGCUGUGACGCAGGCAUCCGCUCCAUGGCCAUGUCCAACGACCAAAGGUGCAUCAUAACCGGCAUGGCGUCUGGUAGUAUAGUCCUGUUCUACAACGACUUCAACAGGUGGCACCACGAGUACCAGACCAGAUACUGAGGCAGGACCACACAACAACAACAAUCCCUGAGAAUCUGGUUAACGUGGGACCUACCUACUGCAAUCCUGUCGUUCCAUGUCCUAAGGCACUACUCAAUACAUAUUGAUAUCCUGAAUGUAUCUUAAGAGAAGAAAAACUGUCUGAUUCUGUCGAAAGAAGCAAACUAUUUUUWAAAAAAGGGCAUUGCUAUAUUUUGUAGGGCAUAUCGAAAAUUUCUUAUAAUAUCUUAGGGUGGGGUUAUAUACCUAUGGUUACAAAUCUAUUUUUAGCUUGUUAAGAGUCUAUUUUCAUCUCGAGCAGAGGAAAAUAAGGGUUCAAAGUGGAAGUAGGUAGAAAAGUAUAUUUGCAUCUAUUGUCUUAAGAAUCCAUAUAUUUGUGUACGUUAGGGGUGAGUGAUUAUUUUCAAUAGGUGUGAAACGUGGAGAUAUAAUCAUUAUUUUGGUCAUUAAUAUCCAUUUUUUUCAUGCUCUUUUUGCUACUGUGGAAACACAGGGAAAUAAAAUAUGUGAAGUUUGUGUGGUGAUCGAGCAGGAAGUUCAUUAAGUCCUUUAUGUGUUCAUGACUUGAGGGAAUAUAUUCUAUUUAAAUGUUUGUACCACACCUCUGUGUAAAUGGACAGAUCUUGCCUUCCUGUGCAUGAGUUAUUCCUCUGCUGUCCUGAUGUUGGCGUACACUGCACAAAGACUUGUCACCAGUUGUCAUAUGUGUAUCAGACAGACAUCAUAGUAACAAGAUGGCUGCCGGUGUGAUUAGUUUGUUUGUAUCUGAGUGUAGUCAUGAUGAUCAUUAGCUUUAUGUAUGUACUGUAACCAUACUGAUGAAUAAUAUGUCUGUCGGUAGAAACAAAUGUCAGGGGCUAUGUCCUAAUUUUGUAAAAUGGCGUCCUUUCCUCAUCUAAUUUCCUUAUCACCUAUCAGAACUUUACAUGUCGGAGACGGGACGAGGAAAGGAAGCCAUUCCAAAUUUCCCGACGUAGCCAUGAUGUGCUUCUUUGUAUAACUUCUUGUUAGCUUUACCUCCUCUACUGAGGCAUUUGCAGUACUUAAGCAUAUACUGUAUCAUAUUAGCGAUCGACACAGUGCCCAAACCAUGCUAGGAUCAUCAAAGUCCAUCAAAGUAUCUCAUCUUGGCAAAGAGAGGUGCAGCGAAAUGAGGGACUUGUCAGUCUGUCUGUGUGUCACGGUGAAUAUUCACUGGUUAAACCAGACCACAGACAACCCUGGUCCUGGACAGCCAAAGGGUGUGCACUUUUUGGUUCAAGCCCAGCUUUAAAAUACCCGAUUCUACCUAAUUAUGGGCCGUCAGGUGAAAACUGAAUUGAAUCAGGUGUUUUGGUGCAGGGUUGGAACACCCGAUGUGGUUCCUCCAAUACGACGGWUGCUCAUCAGGAGGAACAUUCCGUGUUAGUGUGGUUACGAUUACAUUGAAAUGGCUACUACUGUAUUUUCUAUGUAUCGCUCAAUAUUUUGGCAAUCAAUUUGGAAUGAGUGUUUUUGACGCGUGAUGAGUUCUGACAAAUAAAUUUGAAUUUUUUAACUUGA